UGUGAAGGUUGCACUUAAGAUUGAGUUGCACUAAUGCAUUAUUACAUUGCAUUAAAUUUCAUCUUCCUCCUGAUUACUGCAUGACUCAAUGGUUUCUGGUAAAGAUGCAUUAGAACCAUUUACAAAAUGCAACUGUCGUUUGUCAAAUAAUCUCACAAGUGUCAUGUAGCAUCAUAUAUUUUCAUUAUUGCAUUUUUAGGAGAUCAAAUACUCUUUGACAAGAUGCAUUAAACCACUGAUGCAUUGGCACUGUCAUGUCAACUAAUCUAACAAGCAUUAAUCUUUUUCUCCAAACUCAUCACUAAAAAUCGCAUGCAUUUAAAUCACUGAUGCAUUACAAAAGUGCAACUAUCAGUUAUCAAAUAAUCUAAAAUUAUACUGCAAUUUCUCUUUCUUCACUACUGAGAUUUCAGCGAUUAUUUCUUCCUGUCACGAUGCGUUUAAGUGCAUCAGUCGUCUGUCAAAUAAUCUCACGAGCAGCAUGAUAUCACUACUAUACGGCAUCUUUUCAUCUUUUAGUUCAUCCAUUAUUGCAUUUUCAGGAGAUUUCAUCAAUAAUCAUCCAUUUCAGCAUCACUUAAUAUUGCGUGCAUUAAAGCCACAAUUGCAUUUAGUUGUCAUUUGUCAAACAAUCUAUCACAUUGCAUCUUCGUCCUCACCACUUGCGCAUUUUGGUGAGAUUGCUUGACCAAACACGACGUAAACUAUCUAAACCACUAUUACUAACGCAUAAAAAAGUUCAACCGUCGCUUGACCAUAAUCUAAAUAGCAAAAUGCAGCAUAUUGCAUCUUUACAUCACCACUUUUGUAUUUUCAUUUUAUUUUAUUUAUUUUUUUGCCAUGACGCGUCAAUGCUUUAAAAAUUCCAAGUGGCAAGUGCAAAAUUAUAUCACGAGCAGCAUUUUGCAUUAUUGCUUCUUAUCGCAUUUUCAUGGAAUUUUAUAUCUAAUCUUUUUUUCUACUUUAGCAUCGCCUAUGGCAUGCAUUAAAGCCACCAAUGCAUUAAAAAAGCGGAAAUGUCGCGUAAUAAACAGCGCGUUGAAUUGCAUUGCAUCUGUGUAACUUCAUCGCUUUGUACUUAAAUGAGAUUUGAAGAAUUGUUUUCUAACACGACGCAUUUAUUUCACUGUUCACUACGAUGCAUUAAACAUUGCAUCUGCCAUUUGCCAAAUAAAAUGAUGAGCAGCACAUUGCAUUAUAGAUUGCUUUUGAUUUCUUUACUUUAUUCGUAUUGCAUUUUUAUAAGAUUUUAUUAAUAGUAUUUUGUUUUCUCAACUUCAGCAUCACUUAGGCUAUUGGGUGAACUAAAGCCACCAAUGCGUAAAAAAGCUAAAUUAUCGCUUAACAAACAAUAUUAGAAAGAUUUGCGCUUUGGAUUACAUCGCACCUUCACCACUUUUCCAUUUUUAUUUUAGUAUUUCACUAUUUACAAAUGCAUUAAAAAGCGGAACUGUCAAAUAAUCAAGCAAUCAGCUUGCAUCUCUCUCUCUCUCUCUCUCUUUCGCUUGCUCGCUCGCUCUAUGGCUCGCGCGCGCGCUCCUCCAGACGCGAGAGUUGACGGGAGGUAAUCCCCUCCAUGUGAGGAGGCGGCACGGGUGCGGAGGCGUGUUGUUUUCCAUUCAAAUCCUUACUAGUCCUAUAAAAAGCGGGAGUCGGAGCUGGAAAGCAACAAGACCGCACAUACGUGACCGCGCACACGCGUCCACACAUCCAUAGGACUCCAUAUGGGGGGGGUGGAGAUGCUGCACGGCUCCGCAGGUGUCCACGCGGCGAGGACGCUAAAAAACGCCGCCGCGUGCUUGAUGCUGCUGCCGCGCUUCCUGGUGGCCGCCGUGAUGCUGUGGUUCCUGGAUUUCCUGUGCAUCCGGAGGAAGGUGCUUGUGAAGAUGCGCGAGGCGAGUCCCGACGACCCGCCGCUCUGCGUGUCCGACUCCAACAAGAUGUUUACGCUCGAGUCGUUGCGCGCCGUGUGGUACGGCCAAAAACUGGACUUUUUCAAGACGGCGCACGUCGGGGGCGCAGCGCCCAACACCGAAGUGGUCCCGCUGGGUGACACCGAGCGGGCGCAACGCAUUCUGGACUACGCCCGCGGCCGGAGACCGCUCAUCCUCAACUUCGGGAGCUGCUCCUGACCGCCGUUCAUGACGCGCCUGUCGGCGUACCAGCGCGUCGUCCGCCAGUACGCGGACAUCGCGGACUCGCUGCUGGUGUACAUCGAGGAAGCGCAUCCGUCAGACGGUUGGGUGAGCUCCGACGCGCCCUACCAGAUUCCCCGGCACCGCUGCCUGGAGGACAGACUUCGCGCCGCGCAGCUUCUGGAGGUGCCGGGGAGCGCCGUGGUUGUGGACACUAUGGACAACUCGUCCAACUCGGCGUACGGCGCCUACUUUGAGCGCCUUUACAUCCUGAAGGACCAGAAGGUCGUGUAUCAGGGAGGCAGGGGUCCGGAGGGCUACCGAAUAUCGGAGCUCAAAGACUGGCUGGAACGAUACCGGCGCGACAUUGAAGGUUCUAGAGCGGUCGUGGUUCACGUUUAAGAUGCUUGGAUGUUUCUUUAUCCAACCCACACUUGUGUCCUUAUAAUGAAGUCUAUGGCUGUGUUUCAAAUCGUAGUGAAAGUCUGCUCUCUCUCUCUUUCUCUCUAGUUCUUGAGAGAUCUCAGAAAGUUCUUGAUGUUAAGUUGUUCACAUCAGUGUUUUACUCUCUGGGUUUUUUAAACCUUAUAACAAAGUCACUGGCUGCUUUCAAACCGGUUGUCUACACUACAUAAAUGUAAAUAAAUGUAAAUGUGAACCCAGACUUUUGGAGCUCACAGCAUAAGGUUUAAUACAGAUGAUAGCUCUUAAUCUUUCAUUCAAAUCAAUCAAUUCACCAUCACCAGUUUGUUAAAGAAUAUGACCCAGGACUUCUUUCGGAGAGAUACAUGAUCUCAUUGUUCUACAGAAGUCUUCAUUAAGAUGUUUUUUGCAUCCCCACUGUUAAAAUGUGUUUUUAUAAUUAAUUCAUCUGCUAGUAAAUCUCUGCAAUCUUCAGCUGGCUUUACACUGCAAAAAAUGUUUACUCAUUAAACCAACAAUGUACUUGAAGUGACUGCAUUAGGGUGCAUCGGUAAAAGUAAACAUUCAAGGGCCAGAUGAGUUAAAAACAGCUGCUCAUGUUGACUCUUACCCAUUGUGCGAUGUUAAUCUGCGUGAAGUUGCUACAAACUGCUUUAGAGAUGAAAAUGAUGUUGAUGUUUUGGUACAGGUUCUUCAGAUUAUAUUCUUCUAAUGGGAGAAGUUUCUGUGAAGAAGAUAAAACUGAAUUGAUUUAUCUUAAUAAUGCUUUUAAAGAGAAAUCUUUUAAAGUCUAGUAACCAAAAUCUAUGUUUUAUAUGAAGAGCUCAGAUUCAAAACCCUCUUAUAACAUGUUGUCUUAUGAAUGAGCAUUUUUUUAAUCAGACUCUUAAUGCAUUUUGCCAACAAAGGGAUGUUUCUGAAAGCCCUGAGGCCGGGAUGAAGCAGAUUUGAAGUGAAAGUAUUUGAUAAACAUCUCAUUUAGACAUAGGUGGCAUUUAGCGGCUUUUGAAUCUGAGCUCUUCCAACAUUUAUUUGCACACGUAUAUAUAUAUAUAUUUAUCAUUUUGGUAUCUAGAAACAUAAGGGUGCAGACAACAUUUUUACCAAUAUGUUCACUAGGUUUGGAAACACAGCCAUCAAAUCAAUGUCUUCAUCUGCUGCUAUAGACUGUCAAUUGCAAUACUGCACACGUUGGGCUUUAGUUUCACGCAUAUACAGAUGUUUAUGUUGUCAGUGGCCAUGCGACCGCAUGAUAGCUGUUGUGCUUUUGUUGUGUCAAUCCAACAUUUUAUGGCAUUUUAUUUGGAUUAUUGCAAAAUCUUACAUCUAUCUGAAACAUAUCCUAUUUGAUUGACUAUUUUAUUUUUGUAUGGUAUCUUUACCCUGUAUGAUUGUGUGUGCGCGCGUGUGUGUGUGUGUGGCCAGGAGGCUGUUUCAUUGUACUCUGGAGUUAUUGUGAAGAUCGGUUUUUAAAAGGAUUUUAACCAGAAAACCGAUACUGAUGUAUUUUGACACUAGAGUACAGGACAGAUAAAUGGCCUCUAGACGUGUUGCCAAAUGUUGUUUUGUAAAUGGUGUAUAUUUUAUUAAACAGUUUUUUAAAUAAACGGUAGAGAUCCCUCUUAA
Molecule: messenger RNA, 4184 nt
Organism: Paramisgurnus dabryanus
Lineage: Eukaryota; Metazoa; Chordata; Actinopteri; Cypriniformes; Cobitidae
Gene: dio3b
Product: iodothyronine deiodinase 3b
Biological process (GO): thyroid hormone metabolic process
Molecular function (GO): thyroxine 5'-deiodinase activity
Source: RefSeq, a predicted model, not a curated record